Messenger RNA from Episyrphus balteatus (marmalade hoverfly), 1533 nucleotides. RefSeq names its product J domain-containing protein (gene jdp). The record is from RefSeq and is a predicted model, not a curated record. Lineage: Eukaryota; Metazoa; Arthropoda; Insecta; Diptera; Syrphidae. Gene Ontology annotation, cellular component: cytoplasm. Bases 694 to 1221 code for a protein of 175 amino acids. The transcript is spliced from 4 exons.
CACAUUGUUCCAGUCACUUCCCACCAUCAUUAUCGUCAUCAUCGUGUUCCUUCAAAAUCAGAAACUGAGUCGAACAAAAGACAGACACAAACAAUUUCCCCAUCUCACCAGACGACAAGUUGGGCAAAAAAUAAGCAAAAGUUUGCGCAUAAACGGGCUUAACACAAACCCAUUGCCACUUAAGUUUUUUAGUCAUUGACGAGCCGCUCUACAGCUUAGGUCUGCUAUUCGGUCAUCCAAAAACUCGAUUUAAAACCAAUAUUUUCAAAUUGAUUCUAGAACACGAUCGGGAGUUUACUCUCAAACUUGUUAAAUUGUUUGAGUUUUUUGUUGAGUUGUUUUGGGUUUUUUCUGGUAUUUUUAAAGGGUUUUCCCAAUCCAAAUCCAUUUGGCGGUUUAUCAUUGAAAAAUAAGUGAUUGAAAAUUAUCACUUCCCCUUCAGCACUCUACCGAAUUUCAGCUAAAUCAUUCGACCGGACAAGUGAAAGUGCGCUGUGUGGAUUAACUUGUAGCUCAACUAGUGAGUGCUUUUGUAAUAGAACCAGUUGCAAGUUGUUGUUUGGCAUUGAAAAAUAUACAAAUCUCGGUCAUUGAGUAUUUUCUGUUUUGUUGUUAUUCUUGUUGUGUUGAAUAAAAUUGAGAUUUUGUGAAAUAAUAAAAGAAAAAAGAAGAAAAAAUCUAAAACCGAUCAAAAUGAGUGGCGGAGUUGAUAGUAUUAUCAGCUAUAAGCGUAACCCCGAUGAGGAGUUCUAUGCAAUGCUCAAUUGCGAUGAAAAUUCAUCUGUUGAGCAGAUUCAAGCUGAAUUUAAAAUUCUUGCUUUGCAAUUCCAUCCAGAUAAGAAUAGUGGCGAUAAGGAGUCUGAAGGGAAAUUUCAGAAAUUGAAGGAAGCCAAGGAAACACUUUGUGAUCCAGAAAAGCGUGCCAAUUAUGAUAAAUGGCGCAACAGUGGCAUAGCAAUGAGCUACAAAAAUUGGUUAGGAAUGAAAGAGCAUGUCGGACAGUCUAUGCACUGGGCUACUCCGAAAACCAAAGAUCGGAUGUUGGAGGAAACCGGUGCAGCCACUGCUGGAGCUACUAGCGGCCUAUCAGCUGCUGCACCAAAUCCAGCUCAUCGUCGUGCUUCUGAAGGUGGAGCUGCACUCUAUUAUGGCAGUCGCAAAUCUGAAUGGGGAACAGACAACACUGAAGUUGCCAACAAGUUCCGUAACUAUGAAAUUUAAAAAAAGUCUUUCCACCGAGAUAUCUUUUUUUUUUAAAUAAAGUAUGUAGUAUUUUUUAUUAUUUAUAAUUUCUGCUAUAGACAUUGGCAAAAAGAAAAAAAUAUAUAUAUUUAAUUAUGUUUAAUUAAAAUAAAAACAAGAAUAUACAAAAACCUAUCUUGAAAAAAAAAACUGUAACUGCUAGAAUUUAUAUUAUAAAGAACAAAAAAGAAAAGAAAAAAAAAUGUAUUUUACAUAAAAGAAGUAUAAUUCUUAAAUAAAACAAAUAAAAAAAAUAUUUACCUAUCAAAGGAAAGUACUUUCUUAUGUGUA